Molecule: messenger RNA, 2679 nt
Organism: Anopheles cruzii
Lineage: Eukaryota; Metazoa; Arthropoda; Insecta; Diptera; Culicidae
Exons: 5
Coding region: 154-2679 (841 amino acids)
Source: RefSeq, a predicted model, not a curated record
AACAACGCCUCCGUGCAGUGGAACGCGCCAAGCGUGGCUAGCGAUACGGUUUUUGUCUGUUUCCUCAAUUACUGCCCACCAUCUAUUGUCAUUCUUCCCGACGAAGCCCUAUCAGCCAAUCACCUCUGCUCCGUCGGUGUGCCGAUUUCCGAAAUGUCCAAACCAGUGGAAGCAUCGUUACCAGGGUACAUCAGUGUUGGUUUGCAGCUUGCCGCUCGAAAGGAAGGAUUUACCGAAGGCCGGUACCGCCUCGAAACCGAACCCGGUUCGAAUGUGGGCGAUGGAUUCUCGGGACAAAUGAUCAAGGUGUUUAUCCGCGAACCGGAUCGUAAAGUGACCGUGCUGUGUAAGGUCCUGCCAGAUAAUCAGAUGCGCAAAGAGCAGGGCGUACCCAUGUUUGAGCGUGAAACGGAGGCUUACGUCAAUGUGCUUCCCUUCUUGUUGGAGUUUCAACGCGGUAAAGCUCUCGAAUCCGGGUGUCCGCAGUUUGAUAAUGUGCCACGAUGUUACUUUGCUAAGACAUCCGUCGACACCAAGGAAGCGGUCAUUAUUAUGGAGGAUCUGAGGGCGCAAGCUUACCGUCUGUGGGAUAAAACCAAUACGGUUAACCUGGAGCAUGCCGAGCUGCUGAUGGCCACAAUCGGACGCCUCCAUGCCAUUUCAUUUGCUAUCAAGGAACAGUUACCGGAAAAGUUUGCCGAGUACACUGGGAAGCUUGUCGAUCCCAUGGCAACGUUGAUUCAAGCUGAAAAAAAUGGUGGUUUUCAUAGAACCAUGGCCACCAUGUGGCAGAGGGCGGUCGACGCGCUCGAACCACACGAUACCUUGCACCGUGAAAAGCUGAACCUGUUGAAGGAUCGUUGCUGUGCGGAGAUCAUUUCGUGCGCCGAGGCGAAGGCGGCAGAACCGUACGCCAUCAUUGGACACGGUGACUGUUGGUCAAAUAAUAUGAUGUUCCAGUAUGGUGACGAUGACAAAACGCCCCUCAACAUUAAGCUGAUCGACUGGCAGCUCUGUAGGUACUGCUCACCGGUGCUCGAUCUCGUGUACUUUAUCUUCAACUGCACCGACGAGAAACUACGUGCCCGCAGCUAUCAAAGGCUGCUCAAUGUGUACUAUAAUACUCUCGGUAUCCAUCUGCAUCGGUUGGGCGGUGACGUUGAACGACAGUUUCCCAGGAGUGCGUUCCAUGACCAGCUGAAGCAAUUCGGACGGUACGGAUUGGUAAUGUCGUUCCUGGUACUGCCGAUCAUUUGCACCCCGAACGACGAGCUACCGGACACCGACUCAGCCAUGGAAGAUCUAAUGAAGGAGAUCUCCGACGGGACCGGUACCGGUGAUUUUACGUACGGUACAACGGAAAAAGCGGCAACCCGGUAUAAAGAGAGAAUUUGUGGCACAAUUCGGGAUGUGAUUCGUUUAGGAGCUACCCUGAUUGCAAAUGGAUUCUAUGGCUUGGUAGCUCGGGAGCAGGGAUUCACCGACGGUAGUUAUCGCAUCGAGACAGAAUCCGGUUCAAAAGUGGGUGACGGUUUCGUGGGUCAGCUGGUGAAAGUGUUUAUCCGCGAGUCGGAUCGUGAACUGCUGGUACUGUGUAAGCUGCUACCAGAAAACGAAGUGCGAAGGGAACAGGGCGUACCCAUGUUUGACCGUGAAACGGACGCAUACGUGAUAGCCCUACCCAUGUUGUUGGAGUUUCAACGUAAGAAGGCCCUUGACACCGAGUUCCCGCAGUUCAACAAUAUACCCCGCUGUUACUUUGCUAAGACAUCCACCGACGCCAAGGAAGCGGUCAUUAUUAUGGAGGAUCUGAGGGAGCAAGGUUACCGCAUGUGGGAUAAAACGAACACGGUUAAUCUGGAUCAUGCCAAGCUGCUGAUGGCCACACUUGGACGCCUUCAUGCCCUUUCGUUCGCGAUCAAGGAACAGUCGCCGGAAAAGUUUGCAGAGUGUGCUUCGAAGCUACCGGAUCCUAUGGCUAAGUCAAUGGCAGACGGUCAAUUCGAAGCGUUCGAUAAGAUUUUGGAUAGUUUGUGGGAAAGAGCGCUUGGUACACUGGAACCGCACGAUACCUUCCGCCGUGAAAAACUGGGUCUGCUGAAGAAUCGCUGUAGUGAAGAGAUCAUGGCAUGUGUCGAGGCGAAGGCGGCAGAACCGUACGCCAUCAUUGGACACGGUGACUGUUGGUCGAAUAAUAUGAUGUUCCAGUAUGGCGAUGAUGACAAAACGCCCACCAACAUCAAGCUGAUCGACUGGCAACUCUGUAGGUACGGCUCACCGGUGCUCGAUCUCGUGUACUUUAUCUUCAACUGCACCGACGAGGAGCUACGGGCCCACAGCUAUCAAAGGCUGCUCAGUCUGUAUUACAAUACUCUCGGUAUCCACCUGCAUCGGUUGGGGGGUGACGUUGAACGACAGUUUCCCAGGAGUGCGUUCCGUGACCAGCUGAAGAGAUUCGGACGGUACGGAUUGGUAAUGUCGUUCCUGGUACUGCCGAUCAUUUGCACUCCGAACGACGAGCUACCGGACACUGACUCAGCGAUGGAAGGUCUGAUGAAGGAUAUGGGCGGAACGGGAACCAAUGAAUUUGCGUGGGGAACGACGGAAAAGGCUACGGCCCGAUAUCAAAAACGAAUGUCGGGCACAAUCCGUGAUAUCAUUCGGUUCGGGUACAUUUAG